Mugil cephalus (flathead mullet) is the source of this 3528-nucleotide messenger RNA. RefSeq names its product cysteine-rich hydrophobic domain 2 (gene chic2). The transcript has 6 exons. The coding region runs from base 232 to 744 and encodes 170 amino acids. The record is from RefSeq and is a predicted model, not a curated record. Lineage: Eukaryota; Metazoa; Chordata; Actinopteri; Mugiliformes; Mugilidae.
CCUGACGAGGAAACUGAUCACGUAAGGCCGGUGUUGUUUGGUGUGGCAGAUGUUGCUGGUUAGUUUCGGAGCUUGCUGAGCGAUGCGAACUAUGCUAUAGUCACGGGUUUCUUGAUGUAGGCGUUCGUCUUCCUGCUUUUCUUUGUACUUUUUCUUGCUGAGGUUUCACUUUUCGUUGGGACCGUGUCUCUCCUGGUAUCUGUUCCGGGAGGCGCGAGACUGAGUUGUGCUAUGAUGGAGGACUUUGAUGAGAUCUACGAAGAGGAGGAGGAGGAAGAAGAGGACGAGGACAGGGCCGCGGAGGAACAGCUCCUCAAAUACGCACCGGACCCGGUGGUGGUGCGAGGGUCCGGUCAUGUCACUGUGUUUGGUCUUAGUAACAAGUUUGAGUCAGAAUUCCCUUCAGCUCUUACGGGAAAGGUCGCACCAGAGGAGUUCAAAGCCAGUAUAAAUCGUGUAAACAGCUGUCUGAGGAAGACUCUGCCAGUGAAUGUGCGGUGGCUCCUUUGUGGCUGCCUGUGCUGCUGUUGCACAUUGGGCUUCAGUUUGUGGCCUGUCAUCUGCCUCAGCAAAAGGACAAGAAGAUCUAUAGAGAAACUUUUGGAGUGGGAGAACAGCAGACUUUACCAUAAGUUGUGUUUGCACUGGAAGCUAAGUAGGAGGAAGUGUGAAACCAACAACAUGAUGGAAUAUGUAAUCCUAAUAGAGUUCCUACCUAAGAUCCCCAUCUUCAGACCGGACUAGCCUGACUGCAGACAAUAUUAAACUUUCACUGCUGCCUGGCCUGUCUCAGAGUGGCUGUAAAGCUCCUGAAUAACUACCCUUCCUGAAAUACUCCAGUAUUUGUGUUUACAUUGGUCCUCCCUUUUUUCUCUUUUCCCCUUUUCCCCACAUGUACUUUACCUGCAGCCUUGUUUACAAAUCCAGCAGACACACACUUGUUUUUGGAGUGAACCCACUGAGUCUUGGCCUGAAUGAUGAUCAGGCAAACUGGCAUACUGUCAUCCAAUGCUAACUGGCACCAGCUAAAGGGAUGUCGAGGGAGAAGCAGCCAUGGACAGUGUUUGUUAUUUUGAAACUGGAGCUGGAGAUUGGACUCUAAGAACUGUAAAACUGAAACUGGAAUUUUGACAUUGUUUCUUAAACAAAGCAUAUUGCACAGUGAGACCAUGAUGAAACAGUUUUGUAUGACACACCACCAACUUCAUCUGCAAAAGCUUUUGUAAGACUUGGUUUGGUACUCCUGAUCUGUACUAGAGAUGUGGAGGUAACAACACGGAACUCCAAAGGAGCCUUCAAUGCUGGUCUUACAAAAACAUGUGCUAGAACAUCUGAACUCACCUUUCAACUACUGGACAACCUUUUGCCUCCUUUUAUGUGCAUCCUUCUAAUCCAGUGAUAAUCACUGACAGAAUGACAGAAUGGUCUUUAUUCUUCAUCAUUUGACUGGAAAUGUUUGUCUUCAGGAGUGUGUGCUUCCAGGUGAUGGGUCACCUGCCUAGCUACUGCUUCUCAUUUGCAGAACAAAACAACAACAGAAAAAGAUUUGUUUACUGUCAUGGUGAAUAAGAGAGAGACAGUACUUGCAAAACCCUGUGUGUUACACAGAAACUUAAGCAAAAAAAAAAAAAUAGACAAAAUGGGUGUGAAGGAUACUCUUUUCUCUGUUAAGCAGGGUCCUGUCUUUUAAAUAAUUUUUUGCCAUAACCAAAUCUGUUAUUUGUGUUGAAGUACAUUUUAAUUGUGCGAGUGUGCCUAUAAUACGUGCAAUCAUGAAAUGGGCCUCUUGUUUGUUUUGUUUUUUUUGCUAAGGAUUACCAUGGUGGUUCGUUUUUCUGUCCUCUGGUCAUGUGUCACACUAAAGCACACAAUUGCUCUGUCCUUGACACGUUUACAUGGCCUCUCUUAAUUAUCUGCUUGGCUUCCUUUUAUGAGUGUUUGAGUUAUGGAUGUGGUUGUACAUUGCAAAGUUAUUAGGUUUUUAGUCAUGCCAGACCUCUGUGUCAUGAAGCAGGAUUACAAUUGUUAGCUUACAGUAAAAACAAACUACCCCCACUUCAGAGAUGUGGACUUUAAGUUGCAUUAAUGAUUGCUUUUAUAUUACCAAAAAUACUAUAUGAGCAAAGAUGUGGGUUGUACGGUGAAUCCACGCUAAAGUGUGAUCACAUUGUUUGAAGUGUCUUUCAACUCUACUUUUUUUUUUAGUCAAGUUCAGUAAACUAACAGUCCUUUCAUUUUCUAUAAUCACUUAUCCCAAGGGGUCACAGGGGGACUGGAGCCUAUCCCAGGUGUCAUUGGUGAAAGGCAGGGUACACCCUGGACAGGUUGCAGGGCUACACAGUCUCUCUCACCAACACUGAGAGGGGUCACAGGGGGACUGGAGCCUAUCCCAGGUGUCAUUGGUGAAAGGCAGGGUACACCCUGGACAGGUUGCAGGGCUACACAGUCUCUCUCACCAACACUGAGAGACAGACAAACUUUUACGAACACACACGCUGGAUUUAGAAGCACCAAUCAAACUAACGACUGUCUUUUGAUGGUGGGAGGAAGCCAGAGUACCAAGAGAGAACCCACACAAACGCAGGGAGUAUAAGCAAACGCAGAAAGGCCACAGUCAGAUUUGUUCUUAUUUCUCAAUAUUUAUAGAACAAAAAAGAUGACACGUUUCAGUACAUAUUGAACGUAUCCUACUCAGCGUACCUGCACAUAAAAACACAGAUGUAGAGACUUUUGUACUUCGUUUUAGGUCACUCACCUCUGGUGAUUGUAUGUAUCGCACUCAGGGUAUUAUAAUAGAUAAACAACUAAAUGUAGCAUUGUAAAGUCUCACUAUCGGGUUUGUUCCAAAGUUACACCAGGGUGUUGAGCACAGGAUUAGGGUCACGUGUUACUUGGAUGUCAAAGGAUGCAGUUGAAGUUGAAAAAUAUCCCUGAAAAAAACUAAUCUUUCAAAUGUUUCUGUGGUCGUCCUGCUCAGGCAGGGUGGGAAGUACGGAGCCCGUAAAUGGACAUGGAGAAAAAAAAAUAAAAAGACCUAUCUCAUGCUCACGAGAAACUAUUUCAUGCUCGAGCAAAUCAAACAAAAGCCCUUCCAUCACAGAGAUGCUGAUUUGCACUGGAUUAGUUUAUCAAAUUUUUGAUCAUAUUCAUGUUUAAUCAUGCAGAAAUGACGAGAUAGUAACUCAUGUUCAUGAGAUAGUAGAGAUAGUGCACCCACAAAGAUUUCUUUGAUAAUUGCUAGUUUACCUAAUGGUUCAUUUGUUAGUUUUCUAUAUUUUUGAUUGUGGUAUGUUCUCUGUAAGUCCAGGCGUGUGGUCAUGUGCAUAUGUUUGUGGUAUACUUGUCUGUAUGCAUAUGUUUAUGCAGAUGCAAAUGCUCUUCAUAUAUCUGAGUGAGACUGAGUCCUGCACUGAAAAUAAGUGCUUUUUAUAUAAUCUUGAGUGUUGAGUGUGUGUGAAGGAGAGCGCAAUCUAUGUACAUGAUUCAUGAGCAGAUUUAUGUACAGUAAUAAACUACCAAUAAACAAGA